UCCACAUGUUUGCCUGCACUCCCUCGCUUCGUUUGCGCCUACGUCAUCGAAGCCUAGAGCGAAGUGAGAGUGCAGGGCAUAUAUAAAAUCUUCACUCCCCGCUACUCCAUCUCUCCUCCACAACUUCUACAAUCUCACCAAGCUCUACAAUAUGAAGCUCGCAACCCUCGCCCUCAGCGUCUUUGGCCUCGCCAGCCUCACAGGCGCCCAGAACGGUAACGAUGGCAUGAUCCAGGACAACCCCACCGGCCCGGUCGUGACCGAUACCUUCACCACAUCGUACACCAAGCCAGUGAACGCUUGCGUUCCUGUUCUAGUGUCUUCUUCAUAUGUUCGCUCAAACACUUACAUGGCGCCUAUUUUCUCCACGCCUGUGCACGAUUGCACCUCUCUCCCCCUUCCGCCUAUACCUAAUCGCUCAAACACCUGGCUUCGGCCCACCGCCUCCUCCUUCAAGUGCUGGCACAACGGCUACCCGUGUCACCGCUCUCAGCGUUAUGUCACCAUGUUCGCUCGCGCGACGCCGGCGGCUGGCCCAGUCGCUCCUCGCGUCCCUCCACCAGAGUGGUUCAGCACGCGCACCGAUGUUCCGCUUCCAGGCCAUACCAACGCCCCUACCGAGACUGGUGACGAUCGUAUGGGUAUCCUGCCUAUUCCGUACUCGCUCCUCGAAGUCCCUGAGGAGGCUGUGCCCAGCGAGCCUGCGUACUCCGCGCUUCCAAUCCACCACCCAGCGUCCGCGCAGCACAACGACCUGGCCGAUCAUUCUGGCGAUGUCCAUACCUCACUUCCUACUGAACCUCAAGUUGCGGCUCGCGGAGCAGGUGUGCCAGUUGACUGGUGGCGCGGCCCGGGAGAGGAUGUCGUGCCUGAAGCUUCAGGUCCGGUGUUGAGUCAGGAACUGGUCGCCUCUACCACUGCCACCGUCACUGCUGCCUCAUCAGGUCUUCCUGCUGUGGCCGCGGCUCAUCCCACCACGGACCCGUGUUAUCGCCACUACUGUCCCUCGGGCCAGCCGGUCGUGACGCCAGACACAUCGAUGAGCACCUGGACUUAUCCUGAUGUGCCCGCGGGAACUAGCCAUGCGGAUAUACCUCCACUGGUGUCGAUGGCCACCUGAAGUGCGGGUGCGUCAUAGAAGUGUCGCGAAGGCGUUCUGAAAGCAAUGAUCAUGGAACGAUGAAGGACGGAGGAUAAGCAAAAGCAUUCAUGCACUAUCGAGCAGAUAUAGCU
Boeremia exigua is the source of this 1233-nucleotide messenger RNA. RefSeq lists its product as uncharacterized. Bases 152 to 1120 code for a protein of 322 amino acids. The transcript has a single exon. The record is from RefSeq and is a predicted model, not a curated record. NCBI's taxonomy places the organism in Eukaryota, Fungi, Ascomycota, Dothideomycetes, Pleosporales, Didymellaceae.